Molecule: messenger RNA, 1774 nt
Organism: Cyprinus carpio (common carp)
Lineage: Eukaryota; Metazoa; Chordata; Actinopteri; Cypriniformes; Cyprinidae
Gene: sh3bgrl2
Product: SH3 domain binding glutamate-rich protein like 2
Cellular component (GO): cytoplasm
Source: RefSeq, a predicted model, not a curated record
GCGCUGCGAGUGCUUCGCGCUCCCGAGUGAAGUGCGCUGAUGGAGCACGAGCGGCUUUAUUAUAAAACACCGGGCGCGCGCGCUCACUUUCAUUUCAAAGGGUGGCAUUGACGUCACCGCAGGUCCAUAAGUCUAUAGAAAGGGAGCUCGCAACAUUUCCCAGCCUUCAUUCUUCCGCGAGAGGGCAAGGAGGAUUACGAUGGUCAUCAGAGUGUUUAUCGCGUCCUCCUCCGGGUCUGUCGCGGUGAAGAAACGUCAGCAGGCCAUCGUGGGCUUUCUGGAGGCCAACCGGAUCAGCUUCGAGGAGGUUGACAUCACCAUGCUGGAGGAUCAGAGGCUCUGGAUGUACCAGAACAUUCCUGAGCAGAAACGACCUGAAAAGGGCAAUCCUCUCCCCCCUCAGAUCUUCAGUGGAGACGACUACUGCGGCGAUUAUGAAGAUUUCUUCCAGUCUAAAGAGACGAACACAGUGUUCUCAUUCCUCCGUCUGCCCCCUGUAAAGGACUCUGAAUCCUAGAGCGUGUCAUUGACAUUUCUCUUGACUGAAACACUGUGCUUUUGCCUCUUUUUCCUGUGAUGUAACUUUCGUCCCCUGGUCUGUAGCCCUCACUGCCAGCAAUGCUUUUGCCAAACACACACUGCCCUCCAGCUAACAAACUUCACACACAUACACAGUGUGAUUAAUGUUUUCUAUGGCCUAAUUAAUUAUUUAUAUGUGUUGCUGUUAUGUUUCAUUUGUUGUACAUGUGUUGCAUGAAAAACCUUUUCUUUUUAUAACGUGAUACAGGGAUAGAAAGUGAACUUAUGUUUGUGUGCAUAAGACUUAUAUUGUUAACAAAGAGAAUAAUAAGUAUGCAAGGCUGCAUGAACACGUCUCUUGAAACUUGUUCUUUGUUUACAUUUCCAAAAGGAAAUGUAGGGAAACAGCAGAAGAAUUUGGUAUAUUGUCCUUUCCGCAGGCUUGGAUCUAUUUGUAAAAAAGAAGUUCAGACCAAAAGCCAAAACAACCUCAAAACAGGAAAUAGAAUCCCGACCUGAAUUAAGAUCUCAGUGAAACAGCGAAAAUCUGAGCUCUGUGUUUCAACAACACAUAAUGGCUCUUCAAAGCUUUUUCUGAGUGUAAAACUGGUCCUAAAUCAGUAUUUGAACACCUUAUGCUCUAUUAUUGGAAUUUCACAUCUCAUUCCUAAAGCCUUUUGUUCUUUCGGAUAAAAAAAAAAACAUGCUAAAGACCUCAUAUCUUGCUCAGUCUUUUUCUCUUUAAUUGUGUGUUAAAGUGUGUUUUUCUUCUCAGGGGUAUGUUAGCAUGUAGCACACUGUGAUGCCUCGACUUUCAGCUCACCAAUUUAUGUAGCUUAUAUAGUGACUUAUAUCAUGCAAAGCUGGGGAGAAUAGUUGGUUUACUCACAAAGUUGUUUUGUGGAACAUAUUUAAUGUUUACACAGUCUACUCUAGAUUUUUUCCUCACAAACACAACAGAAUCACUCAUUUACUAUUCAUUGUGAUAUGCGCUUCUUGCUUCACUCCUCCCACCCAUUCAUUAAAUGAUUCCACAUGAAUAAGCAUGUAUGUUUCCGCACACACACACACCAUUCUCAGGACAUAAUUAUGUUUUACGUAUGUCUCACACAAACACACACACAUACACACAUUCUGUAAAAUGGAAUCAUUCCUCUCUGUACUGAUGUAUGUAUGAAGUUACUGUUGUUUUCUUUCAUAAUCUAAAUGAAUAAUUUAAAAAUCUAAUUUUUAAUAAAAUAUAUUCAAAAACUGC